This is a messenger RNA of Lacerta agilis (Sand lizard), 270 nucleotides long. Its product is annotated as NADH dehydrogenase [ubiquinone] 1 beta subcomplex subunit 3-like. Gene Ontology annotation, biological process: electron transport chain. The transcript has 2 exons. The record is from RefSeq and is a predicted model, not a curated record. Gene Ontology annotation, cellular component: mitochondrion. NCBI's taxonomy places the organism in Eukaryota, Metazoa, Chordata, Lepidosauria, Squamata, Lacertidae.
AUGAACACGGCCCAGUCAAAGUGGAAUAUCCUGAUCCCAAAGUUGGUUCAGCGUGGUCUGAAGGAUCCAUGGCUUCGCAACAAAGCCUGAAGGUAUAUGGGCACCUGGCAGCACCCUGACAGCACCUUUGCAAAACAUGUCACUAUCAUGGAUGUUCUCAGCAAAGGAUUCAAAUGGGGAUUUACAGCCUUUGUGGUAGCUCUUGCGGUUGAGUAUAUGUUGUUUCCCCCAAAGAAGGAUAAGGGCUACGAAUCGAUUGUUGUGUUCUGA